Messenger RNA from Scheffersomyces coipomensis, 1728 nucleotides. RefSeq names its product aldehyde dehydrogenase (NAD(P)(+)) (gene ALD5). The record is from RefSeq and is a predicted model, not a curated record. Gene Ontology annotation, molecular function: aldehyde dehydrogenase (NAD+) activity. The transcript has a single exon. Lineage: Eukaryota; Fungi; Ascomycota; Pichiomycetes; Serinales; Debaryomycetaceae. Bases 123 to 1616 code for a protein of 497 amino acids.
UCCCCUUUUAUAAAUUUACUAAUUCAAAUUGUUAUUUUUCUUUUCUUUAAUCCAUCUGUACUUUGUUUCAAUCUUAAAACAACAGACAACAUCAAAUAAAUCCCUAAAUUAUCUCAAUCAUCAUGCUGAAAGCUUUACCUUUAAGUGUUCCAAUCACUUUACCAAACGGUAUUAUUUAUGAACAACCAACUGGUUUAUUCAUUAAUAAUGAAUUUGUCUAUCCAAAACAACACAAAACCUUUGCUGUGUUAUCUCCAUCCACUGAAGAAGAAAUCACUCAAGUUUAUGAAGCCUUUAAAGAAGAUGUCGAUACUGCUGUUGAUGCUGCCAAUGCUGCUUUCCAUUCAAAAUGGUCAACUUCAGAUCCAUCCACCAGAACCAGAGUGUUAUAUAAAUUGGCUGAUUUAGUGGAAGAAAAUGCCGAAACUUUAGCUUAUAUUGAAGCUCUUGAUAAUGGUAAAUCAUUACAAUGUUCAAGAGGAGAUGUUGCUUUAACUGCUGCUUAUUUCAGAUCUUGUGCUGGUUGGGCUGAUAAAAUUAAAGGUUCUGUGAUUGAAACUGGUGAUACUCAUUUCAAUUAUACUAGAAGAGAACCAAUUGGAGUUUGUGGACAAAUUAUUCCAUGGAAUUUCCCUCUUUUAAUGGCUUCUUGGAAAUUAGGUCCUGUUUUAGCCACUGGUUGUACUACGGUUUUAAAAACUGCUGAAUCAACUCCAUUAUCAGCUUUAUUUUUAGCUACUUUAAUUAAAAAAGCUGGUGUUCCAGCUGGUGUGGUUAAUGUUAUAUCUGGUUUUGGUCCAACUGCCGGUGCUGCAGUUGCAUCUCAUCCAAAGAUUAAAAAGGUUGCCUUUACUGGUUCAACCAAUAUUGGUAGAGUUAUUAUGAAAGCUGCUGCUGAUUCAAAUUUAAAGAAAGUUACAUUAGAAUUAGGAGGUAAAUCUCCCAAUAUUGUUUUUAAUGAUGCUGAUGUUAAAUCAACCAUUCAACAUUUAGUUACUGGUAUUUUUUAUAAUACCGGUGAAGUUUGUUGUGCUGGUUCAAGAAUUUAUGUUCAAUCUGGUAUUUAUAAUGAUAUUGUAGCUGAAUUUAAAAGAGCUGCUGAAACUUUAAAGAUUGGUAAUCCAUUUGAUGAAGAAACUUUUAUGGGAGCUCAAGCAUCUCAACAACAAUUGGAUAAGAUUUUAAGAUAUAUUGAUUUAGGUAAAAAGGAAGGAGCUACUGUUAUUACUGGAGGUGAAAGAUUAGGAUCAAAAGGUUAUUUUGUUAAACCAACUAUUUUUGGUGAUGUUAGAGAAGAUCAUCAAAUUGUUAGAGAUGAAAUUUUUGGACCAGUUGUUACAAUUACAAAAUUUGAAACUAUUGAAGAAGUUAUUGCAUUAGCUAAUAAUUCUGAUUAUGGUUUAGCAGCUGGUGUUCAUACUGAUGAUCUUAAUAAAGCUAUUACCGUGGCUAAUAAGAUUAAUUCCGGUACUAUUUGGGUUAAUACUUAUAAUGAUUUCCAUCCAAUGGUUCCAUUUGGAGGAUACUCUCAAUCUGGUAUUGGUAGAGAAAUGGGUGAAGAAGCUUUAGAUAAUUAUACUCAAGUUAAAGCUGUUAGAAUUGGUCUUAAACAAUAAGUUUAAUAGGAUCUUUCUAAUUAUGAUUGAUAUGAAUAUUAUUAUUAUUUAGUUUUAGUUUAAGUUUUAGUUUAUGAAAGCAAAUAAAAAAAAAUACAAAUCUUUAUGAAAA